AGGGGACGCCAGGAAAAGGAACUUCCGGGACCCUCCCUGCUCUCGGCCCACCUCCGCUUCCUGCCUCAUGCCUCACCUUGUCCCCAGCACCUGGACUUCCACUAAAGGCUUAGAAAAUGUGACCUUAACUCCUGGGGGCCUGGCUCUGCAGCCCCAGCUUUCCUCCCUCCCUGAGGUUCCCCUCCAGCCUUUUACCGGACCCUUGCCCAGGCCAGACUCUGGAAGCUGGCUCUGGGACUGUGCUCUGGGCCAAGUGGGCACCUGCACCAGCCCCACUUGUGCCUGGGCUGCGGCCCUUCCCCCACAGGGCGCCCACCAUGGCCCCACCACUCUUGCUGCUACUGCUGGCCAGUGGAGCGGCUGCCUGCCCGCUGCCCUGUGUCUGCCAGAACCUGUCGGAGUCUCUCAGCACCCUCUGUGCCCACCGAGGCCUGCUGUUUGUGCCACCCAAUGUGGACCGGCGCACAGUGGAGCUGCGGCUGGCUGACAACUUCAUCCAGGCCCUGGGGCCACCUGACUUCCGCAACAUGACAGGGUUGGUGGACCUGACCCUGUCUCGAAAUGCCAUCACCCGCAUUGGAGCCCGCGCCUUUGGAGACCUGGAGAGCCUACGCUCCCUGCACCUGGAUGGCAACAGGCUGGUGGAGCUGGGCAGCGGCAGCCUUCGGGGACCCAUCAACCUGCAGCACCUCAUCCUCAGUGGCAACCAGCUGAGCCGAAUUGCACCAGGGGCCUUCGAUGACUUUCUUGAGAGCCUUGAGGACCUGGACCUAUCCUACAACAAUCUCCGGCAGGUGCCCUGGGCUGGCAUUGGCGCCAUGCCUGUCCUACAUACCCUCAACCUGGACCACAAUCUCAUUGACGCACUGCCCCCAGGAGCCUUUGCCCAGCUCGGGCAGCUCUCCCGCCUUGACCUCACCUCCAACCGCCUGGCCACACUGGCACCGGACCCACUCUUUGCCCGGGGGCGUGAUGCUGAGGCCUCCCCUGCACCCCUGGUGCUGAGCUUCAGUGGGAACCCACUGCACUGCAACUGUGAGCUCCUGUGGCUGCGACGACUGGCGCGGCCCGACGACCUGGAGACCUGCGCCUCCCCACCUGGCCUGGCUGGCCGCUACUUUUGGGCAGUACCUGAGGGCGAGUUCUCUUGUGAGCCACCCCUCAUUGCCCGCCACACACAGCGCCUCUGGGUGCUAGAGGGCCAGCGGGCUACACUCCGAUGUCGCGCUCUUGGUGACCCAGCACCCACCAUGCACUGGGUUGGCCCUGAUGAUCGGCUGGUCGGCAACUCCUCCCGAGCCUGGGCUUUCCCCAAUGGGACACUGGAGAUUGGGGUGACAGGCGCUGGAGAUGCAGGAGGCUAUACCUGCAUUGCUACCAACCCUGCUGGUGAAGCUACUGCCAGAGUAGAGCUCCGGGUGCUGGCCUUGCCCCACGGCGGGAACACCAGUGCUGAGGGGGGCCGCCCCGGACCCUCGGACAUUGCUGCCUCAGCUCGAACUGCUGCUGAGGGUGAGGGGAUUAUGGAAUCUGAGCCAGCUGUACAGGUGACAGAGGUGACAGCCACCUCAGGACUGGUGAGCUGGGGCCCAGGGCGGCCAUCUGACCCGGUGUGGAUGUUCCAAAUCCAGUACAACAGCAGUGAGGACGAGACCCUCAUCUAUCGGAUCGUCCCAGCCUCCAGCCACCACUUCCUAUUGAAGCAUCUGGUGCCCGGUGCUGACUACGACCUCUGCUUGCUGGCCCUGUCACCUGUCGCUGGGCCCUCUGACCUCACAGCCACCAGGCUCCUAGGCUGUGCCCACUUUUCCACGCUGCCAGCCACGCCCCUGUGCCAUGCCCUACAGGCCCACGUGCUUGGCGGGACCUUGACUGUGGCUGUGGGGGGUGUGCUGGUGGCCGCCUUACUGGUCUUCACUGUGGCCUUGCUGGUUCGGGGCCGGGGAGCUGGGAAUGGCCGCCUUCCCCUCAAGCUCAGCCAUGUCCAAUCCCAGACCAAUGGAGGCCCCAGUCCCACCCCCAAGCCCCACCCACCACGGAGCCCCCCACCCCGCCCCCAGCGCAGCUGCUCCCUGGACCUGGGAGAUGCUGGGUGCUACGGCUAUGCCAGGCGCCUGGGAGGGGCCUGGGCCCGGCGGAGCCACUCUGUGCAUGGGGGGCUGCUGGCAGCAGGGUGCCGGGGUUUGGGGGGCAGUGCCGAGCAGCUGGAAGAGAGUGUGGUGUGAUGAGAGGGGCAGUUCUCCUUGUGCCCUGAGGAACGAGCAGUGGGGCCGGGGGAGCCCAGGGCUGCAGCCGCCUGGCAUGGGCAAGCCACACUGCCCUUGGGCCCCUCCUGGUUUUUAUUCUCGGUACCUCAGGCUCCCCAUGUACUUGGUGGGAAAGGGAGCCCUUUCCAUGGUUCUGGCCUCCAGACCAGGGUAAAGGGACAGGUCCCUCCGAUAGGUGCUCAGAGCCACCAAGGCAGGGGCUGCAGCCACCAAGUGGGAGUGUUGUUUCCGUUUAUAAUAAAAUGAUUGGGGACACCUCA
Messenger RNA from Cavia porcellus (domestic guinea pig), 2527 nucleotides. It is a transcript of the gene Lrfn4, whose product is annotated as leucine rich repeat and fibronectin type III domain containing 4. The record is from RefSeq and is a predicted model, not a curated record. Bases 318 to 2225 code for a protein of 635 amino acids. NCBI's taxonomy places the organism in Eukaryota, Metazoa, Chordata, Mammalia, Rodentia, Caviidae. Gene Ontology annotation, cellular component: cell surface; postsynaptic density membrane; glutamatergic synapse. Gene Ontology annotation, molecular function: protein binding. The transcript has 2 exons. Gene Ontology annotation, biological process: synaptic membrane adhesion; regulation of postsynaptic density assembly; regulation of presynapse assembly.